GUUGUCACGCUGUUGCCGGAAGCGCAUUGCUUUGCGGAAGUAUCAUUCACAUACUGUUGCGUGGUCUAAUUAAUGGGUUUUCCUGUGAUGUUGCGCUAAUUAGGCUGCACAGAUGUCUGGAGUGUAUUUAGAGAAGAUUGCACGUGUGUAUGAGCGCUACCGGGAUUAUGUGACCCGGAACCCGGGCGUUACGGCGCAGCUGGAGAGCGCAGUGCGGACUCUGUCUUAUCUCAUAGCAGGCCGCUUUUCAGACUCUCAUGAACUUUCUGAGUUGGUGUAUUCAGCAUCAAACCUGCUGGUGUUGCUGAAUGAUGACAUUCUAAGGAAGGCUCUCUCCAAGACUCUGCCUGUGUCUCUCUCCCAGCAGAGGCUGCUAACUUGGCUUUCAGUCCUGGAGUAUGUGGAGGUCUUCACUGAGAUGGCAGCCGCUAAGCUGUGGAAAGAACCCGGGCGCUGGCUGGUCGUCGUCCUCAUUCAGAUUGCAAAAGCCAUCCUGCGCAUCCUGCUGCUCUUCUGGUACAAAUCAGGCAUCCAGACAUCACCUCCCAUAAUCCCUUUGGAUAGAGACACACAGCUGUACAACAGAGAUCAGAGCAGCGUGGAGGAAGAUGUCACAUUCGUUGGACAGCGCUCAGGGAGAGUGGUGAGACCUUUGAGAAGUGUGUCUUCACUGCAAAGUCGACUGUGGGGAGAUCCUCACAGAGAGAGAAAGCGGAGGGAGCAGGAGGAGGACCUACAGGCAAGCCCCACCCCUCUGGGCCUGCAAGAGACUAUUGCAGAAUCACUGUACAUCGCUCGACCCUUAGUGCACUUGACCGCUCUAGGACUCUGUGGCAGACGCUCCUGGAAGCCAUGGCUCAUCUCUGGCAUCUUGGAGAUAACAAGUUUCAGUUUGUUGUCUGACACAAUGAAGACACUGAACCGCAGAGAGAGGGCCGAGAUGAGGAGAAGAGCUUUCCUCCUGCUCUACUACCUACUCCGCUCACCUUUCUAUGACAGAUACUCUGAAGCAAAGAUCCUCUUCCUUCUCCGGUUCUUGGCUGAUUACAUUCCUGGAGUAGGCUUAGUUGCACGCCCACUGAUGGAAUACUUACCCAUUUGGCAGAAGAUCUACUUUUAUAACUGGGGCUGAGGCUGAACAGGCGGAAAAGGUCAUACAAACCUGUAUAUAUAAAGGACUCAGAAAGUGCUUACGUCUGCUGCAAAACCACAUGGGGACAGACGGACGCACGCACACGCACAAGCACACACACACACGAACAUCCUGUGACAAUCUGAGUUGAAGAUGAGUUGUACAACACAUUAUUUCAGUUUGUUUAGCUAGCAUGAUUGAGUUUCAUAAAAUGGACAGUUAAUCCAGUUCAGAAAAUCAUUGUUGUCUUUAUCUUGUUUCUUUUUGCUUUCAGUUUUCAUGAUUUUUUUUUUUGUUAUUAUUUUGUAUAAUAUAAUUCAUCAAAUCUCUCAGUGCCACAUUUUACACCAUUCUUUGUUCAUGUAAUGUUUUCUUAUGAGAACACAAAUCUAUUCUGUUCAGUUAGAUUUUUUUUUUUUUUUUUAAAGAGAUAAUGGUUUCACGCAACAGGACAGUGAUUCAACCUGACUUGCUGAGCUUGAGUCAUUAUUGCUGUUGAGAUAUUUUUUUCAACUGAGGUAUUACAUUGAGUUGUGUAGAAAUGAUAAAAAGCUAUAAGGCCUUUUCAGAGGACAUCCUGUCUUUCUGGACCCCCUUUACUUCAAACCAGCAUUAUAAGCAGUAAACUGAUGAAUGUCCUCUGUUUUUCACUGUGAACUAACUAAAAGCUCAUUUUGGUAAUUGAGUAAACCUGACUUUUGUGCAAUGGCUGGAAAUGCUCUAUGUGAUUAUAAAUAUUCAUGAUUUUAUUAAAGGCAUCUGAAAAAAAAAGAAGACUAGAAAUCCAAUGUGAGAAAUGGAUGAUGGAUUUUGUACACACCUUUAUGCAUUUAAUAAAUCAGCCAGUGAUGGGAAAAGCAAUUUACUCCUUCAGCUUUUUCCUUUCAAAACAUAUGGAGAUCGGAAGGUUCAUUUCAUCAUAAUGGCAUAUUAAACCACAAUGAGGAGGAUUGCACAAGUACAUGCUCAAAAACAGUCCAUAACUCAAAGUCUAAUUUAAAAUGACUGUCUUUGCACUAAAUAAAAUGUCUUUUUCACACACGAG
Molecule: messenger RNA, 2177 nt
Organism: Pangasianodon hypophthalmus (striped catfish)
Lineage: Eukaryota; Metazoa; Chordata; Actinopteri; Siluriformes; Pangasiidae
Gene: pex16
Product: peroxisomal biogenesis factor 16
Exons: 11
Coding region: 113-1132 (339 amino acids)
Biological process (GO): peroxisome organization
Cellular component (GO): peroxisomal membrane
Source: RefSeq, a predicted model, not a curated record